AUCGACUUCACAUUGAAGAACAAACGGGGCUUCAACAUUCUAAAUCACGCCGCUGUCGAGGGCAACGCUCAUGUAACAGAGAGGCUGGUUAUAUGCGCAUGUCACUUGGUAGAUGAGAGAAUGGAGGACGGAAGUGCAGCGUUGCAUCUAGCGGCGUUGAACGGACACAGAGAAGUCGCAGCCAUCCUCCUCUCGCAGAAUGGCGGCCGCUCCAAAGUCAAUCUGCGCAACAAUCGAGGGCAAACACCGUUGCACUUAGCGACUGAGCAGGGACAUUGGUCACUCGUUGAGCUGCUGGUGCAUUAUAAUGCAAACAUCGGCACCAUGGAUGUGGAUGGUAACACCGUGCUGCAUAUCGCAUGCUGCACAGCCAAGAUGUCAAAUCAACAGAUAGCCGAGCCUACGCUCGAAAGUAGUCAAGAUUCACCAAUUAUAUGUGCU
Molecule: messenger RNA, 441 nt
Organism: Wasmannia auropunctata (little fire ant)
Lineage: Eukaryota; Metazoa; Arthropoda; Insecta; Hymenoptera; Formicidae
Product: E3 ubiquitin-protein ligase MIB2-like
Exons: 2
Biological process (GO): protein ubiquitination
Cellular component (GO): cytoplasm
Molecular function (GO): ubiquitin-protein transferase activity; protein binding
Source: RefSeq, a predicted model, not a curated record